Molecule: messenger RNA, 1908 nt
Organism: Acytostelium subglobosum LB1
Lineage: Eukaryota; Evosea; Eumycetozoa; Acytosteliales; Acytosteliaceae
Exons: 1
Coding region: 1-1908 (635 amino acids)
Source: RefSeq, a predicted model, not a curated record
AUGAGCCAGGCCUAUGGAGGAAUGAUACCACAGAUGCAUCCAUAUCUUACCCAACAACAACAACAACAGCAGCAACAACAACAUGUUGUUCCACAUCUAACACAACAACAACUUGUUGCUGUUGCCCCACAGCCUCAACAACAACAACAGACACAGCAACAACAACAGACAUUCGCCACGCAACAAACAUCGAACAACUCCAAUCCAGCCCAGGCGGUACCAACUGGCACAUCACCAACUAGUUUGGCCAGUCCAGGUGGUCUGACAUCAAGCAACAAACGUGUGACAAUAUCCCAACAGACCUGUCUGGUCGAGGAGAAGUUCUCAAAGAAUGGCGUGCAGAAGAAUGUACACGUCGUGGUCAAGAACAACCCAUUCCUGCUCACAUUGUCAUUGAUGGACAACUCGUUAAACUUCCAUCAGAUGUCGCCCGAGGUGCAGUUGGUGUAUGACGCCGAGAACUUGAAGGAGGUGGACUCAGCCACGAUGAAGCCACUCGAGUACAAGACACGUGCCAACGAAGAUGGCGACCAACUGACUGUUGAGCUCAGGAUCAAGGUGUUAUCCAGCCAGCUCGAGGACAUGUUGUUCCGCGCCCGUGUGCGCAUUGUUGAUCCACGCACACGCAAGGAGAUCCCGGGCCUGACAGUUGUCUCGCAUCCAAUUCGCGUUGUGUCCAAGCCUGACCAGGUCAAGAAGAAGGCCAAGAAGAGAAAGAGAGCGCCAACCGACUCGUUGAUGGACACACUCAACAGAAUUGAGCACCAGCAGAAGGAGCAGCAGCGUCUUCUCAAGAAGUUGUAUCACUUUGACAAGGAUAUCAACCUGCCCGCGCUACUCGCCAACCGAGGCAACACCCCAACGAUCGUUGAACCAACACUAUUAGCUGGCGCCAAGAAGGAUGACUCUGAGACUACGCCCACGUCCAAGGACUCUAUACAACAACAAGAGACUACACUUGAAGUGCCAGACGCCACAACCACUGCUCUAUGUGAGGUCAAGAGUCCAACUGCCAAGAGCACAUCAGCCAUUGACACUCCAUGUGACAAGGACGACUUCCAAAAGGUGUUCAAGGAGUUCAUUGGCGCAUUCAAACAACUUCAAUGUCUGGACCAGGAUGGCGCGGACAAUGACUUCAAGAUCAAUACCUGCGCAAACGACGCGCAGACCAUGUGCGAGAUCCUCGAGCUGGUCAAGCAGGAGAUGAAGAACGACGAGUCGUACAAGUCACGCAACCAAGGAUCGGAGCCAUCAGCCGAUUCGCUCUGCUCGUGCAAUCCAUGUCCGUACAAGGCCAAGGUGGACCACAUCAACCAGUCCUACGAAAGCUACUUCAACAUGUUUGGCAUGGCGACGAAUGCUGCCUCACAGAGCUCCAACCAACUGGUGGUGCCACAGUUAGACGCGUCUGUGCCAACAGCCGCAUCUUCUUCAGCGGCAGUUAUAUAUCCGGCCACGGCAACACCAUCAGUGGCCACAACAAUCGAUCAACAACAACUUCAUCAACAUCUACAACUUCAACAUCAACAACAGCAACAACAGUUGCAGCAACAGUAUCUACAACAACAACAUCAGCAACAACAACAGCAACAAUUGCAACAACAAUAUAUUCAACAACAACAUCUACAACAACAAUAUCAAUACCAAAUGCAACAGCAACAACAACAUCAACAUCACCUCCAACAACAACAUCAGAUGGGACUUGUACAACAACAACAACAACAACAACAUACUAUGCAACCAACUACAAUUGAACAACAACUCUAUCUACAGCAACUACAACAACAUCAACUGAUGAUCCAGCAACAACAGCAACAACAACUGACUGCCAACAACGCAUUCAUCGACUUCAACAUGAUGGGAUACCAAGGUGGACUGCUGAGUGAUCUUGGCUUCUCCGCUGUCUAA